AUGAAACCGUACAAUGAUACGGAUGCCAAUGACUUGAUUUUACGUGCUAAUGCUGCACCUAAUUAUACGGGUGGUUUCAAUGAAAUUAUGCAACAAAUGAAAGCCAAGACCUAUUAUACGCAACAAUUUCAACGGAUUCAGCAACAAACGAACAUGAGUCGAUUACUCUCUUUUUCAAACGUCACGCCAACAUUCUAUGAAUCAACUUAUCUAGCAGUUAGUCAAGAUUCAUCCGUCUUUCGAGUUCGUGCUUGUUUUUUCAUUGGAUUUGUGGGACUUACGACACUUUACAUGAAUGAAUGGCAAUCGGAUAAAUGGUCCAAGUCCGACAUAACUGGACGUUCGAAGGAGGAUGAAAUGGCGAUUAUCGUCAUGACAUUUGGGAUCAUGUUGCCAUCGUUUGUCCUUGGAUUUCUUGCUACGUUUACAAGCAUUGGACGAAAAUACUUGGAAAAUAUCACGGCGACGGUGUUUGUAAUUGUUGCUGCCAUGAUGAUUGCCAAGAAGCCAGUGGAAAAAGUGAAAGGGCCUGUAAUUCCAUUGCUUAUUUUACUCAUCCCUAUUUUUGGUAUUACCAGGAUGCGUUAUGUCACGUCAUGCUGCAUUGGUUGGGGCCUUUUCUUUAGUUACUUGAUUGUUAUGAUGAGCGUGCGCAACACGCUGCCAAUUCCCAGCACCUUUGAUUCGUACACGGAUAUCUCGUACCAGGCCAUUAACUACGGCAUUACAACUAUUGGUGGAAUGGUAUCACAAUACCGUCAAGAGCUCCUACGUCGUCGAAACUUUUGUCUACAACUGCCGUUUUCGGGAGCUAUGGAUGCUGAUGCUGUUGCAGAGAUCAAGACGGACAAGUUUAGCAAGAAGGCGUUGAUGCAUAACUGGUCACUCAAGUUUCGCCAUCCCGACGUCGAGGAGUGCUUCUAUCGCUACUGGUACCUCAUUGAUCCGUUCCCGUACGAAAAUCCGAAUUCCGGAUCACUGCAUCAGGGUGUGUUCCGUACCAUUCGAUUUGCCGUUUUGACGCUGCUGCUGAAUCAACUUGUGCUGCUAUUACAAGAUGUUAAAUUUCUCAAGGUCAAAAGAGACAACUUGGUGGACGACAGCGAUUUGACGUACGCUCUCGUGCUUCGAUUUGGUGUAACGGUGCCGCUUUACUUCUCGGCGGCACUGUUCAUGUACUUUCUCGGCAAAGCUUUUUACGCUCGAUGGGUAAAGGAGGCUGAAGAUGCCAAGAACGCUGCGCUUACAAGAGACUCGACGCUUUCAGUUGGCGUUAAGCACCUGGGUGGAGAUUUUGAGACAAAGAGUGAUAUAUUGGUGGAAGCCGAUAGAUCGACGCAGGAUACAGCGCGCAUGAAGCAUGUCGUGGAAACGGCUUAUAUGAAGCAUACGACAAAGGAACGUAUUUAUGACGUACUUAUCAACAAGGGCGGAUAUGUGCGAUCGACGCAGAUUUUCUCGUCGGUCGUGAUUGCUUGCCAUGUCUGCUGCAUGGGCAUUCUUUUAUUGGCUGUGUCAACAGGUCCAAACGUUGACGCGUAUGUGAAAACGCAGAAAAGCUUUCCCGGUCAGCCCAAGCCAGUGUACUACAUGGGUUUUCUGAAUGCUGUGCUGUUUGCCCACCGAUCCGGCUUCCGUGUGCGCUUCAUCUACGCAACGUACACGACUUUUGUUGUAGCUUUAGGUAUUAUCAUUGCUGCCAGCAGUCUGGCACCGGCUCAUUAUCAGCAAUACGCAGGCUAUGUGUCAGUGAUUCUUCUGAUGGGAAUGAUGAUCUCGUAUGAAGAGGAAAGUUUGCGUCGCACGUUCUUCGUGCUCAAGUCAAUUCGAACGCUCGAGUUUGAAGAGUGGUUUAGCGUUGUGCUGCGCAUACAAGGCUGGGUGCGGGAACGCUUUCGCAAGAAGUUGCAUGACGUGCGCUCCAAGGGUAGCAAGGAUAUGGACAGCAUGCAGAAGAUCGAGUCUGCUGUGCCACUUACUAUCAACACAUCGGCACAGAUGGCUUAUGCUUCCAAACUCGGAAUGUACACGCAGAUAUUUAAUAUCAUCAUUGCCGUAGCAGACGUCAUUACCAGCAGUCUGUAA
Molecule: messenger RNA, 2085 nt
Organism: Peronospora belbahrii
Lineage: Eukaryota; Oomycota; Peronosporomycetes; Peronosporales; Peronosporaceae
Source: the annotation of a GenBank genome assembly